AACAAUAAAUCAAGUGAAUGCCGCGUCACACGAGUACACAAUCACAUCUCAAUAAUAAAACAAUAGCAAUACAUAAAAAGUCGUGCAAAGUACAAUAAAACAUAGAACACAGCCCGCGAUAUUGUCGCUAUGUCGUAUAAAUGCACAUAAUUUAGAAGGGCCGCGGUAACUCCGCCAUGAUUCCAUUCAUCCCGGCAUUACUCGCUAUUGAUUGUCCCAACCUGGCAAUAAUUCGUCUGCCGGCUCUAGGGGUGAGGACUUGCGCGCUGCGGAUGUAUUGCAUCUCUUUCCUUUUACUGCAAUACAGUAACGUGCGAGUGAGAGGACAAAUAGCGAGAUUGAUUCACAUGCUGCAGAUGCUGUGGAUGGGCAAUGUUGAAAGGAACCAAUUUUGGUGCAUAAUGAAAAGUGAAAUUGUUUGAUAUCAGUAAAUGUUUAUCUUACUGGGCGGUGGGCGGAUAGUACCCGGCCGGUAUAUACCCGGUUUCAUUUCAUUUUGGCGUUUUUAAUGCUUAGUGGUGACUGCUCUAAUUGUAUAAAUACAUAAUAAUAUACCCAUUUAUUAAGCGGUAUUCUGAGCUACAUUCCAACUAGAUAACUUUAUUACCGUGACCCUGCGUGUAAUUGCCACGAUAUUCUAAAGCUUUCAAGAAAUCGUGACGACGUUGACAGGCGUACGGGUCAAUCAAUGUGUCGCCAGUCACUGCUAAUGAAGGCAAUUGAAUGUUCUACAAUGAGAGUUGUGAGUAAAUUACCAGGGCAAUAUAAUGGGCGCGGCGAUUGACAUGCAGCCAGCGUCUUAACUUGAAUGUCUGGCCUUAAAAUUGUAUCUGAACUUGACCUUCCGCUGGUUAGGUCCUGCAUGGCGGCGUCCACUUUCCCAGAUGCCGUAGUACGGGCCGGAGGAGAGCCGGUACGGCACGGACCGGCCGCCCGCCGCACAGUGCGCGCCGCGCCGCCGCCGGCCGAGUACCGCGUUACAUCCCGCCAAUAUUUAUAUCCUUCGAGGGAUGAUCACAAAUAGAAUGUCAGUGUGAACUCGCGCUGUUACCACGACUCAUGUGUUAGUGAUGUGUUCCUACGUGUGUAUACUACAACGAAUUUUAUAGUACAACUAGAUUUAUCACGUUACUUAUUAACGUUCACCGUUGGUUGUAGGAUGAGACAGACAUUAGUUUAAGAAAUUGGGAAGCCUUGACAAUGGCGUAUUACCGGUGCGGGCCGACAGCCAUCGGCAGCCGCACCUCGUGGGGCCCGGUCACGUCGCCCACCUCCGUGGAGCCCAAGAGCUAUGAUAGACCACUGAGCGGCAACUUUGAUAGAAUAUUUAAUGCUUUUGAGAGGACCAAUGCCUUCGAGUACAUCCGGAACUCAUUUGAGGGAGGAAAAGAAGAAGAGGAACGUCAUAUCGGUCAUGGAGACAUCAUAGUGAAUAGAAAGAUGAGCAGCAGCUUCGAGCGGGCAGACUGCGCGCUGGCGGCGCAGACACCAUGCUCCGAGGACGAGGACUUCUACCGGGAGAAGAUACUGUACUCGCAGGCGAGGCAGCUGUUCCCCUUGCAGGAGGACCUGGCCGACUGGAUUAACAAGACUAUCGGUAUAACGUACCUGACGGGAGAGAACUUCCUGGACGUGCUGGACAAUGGUGUGGAGUUGUGUCAGCUGGCUGCAGUCAUACACGACCGCGCUAGGGAGGCGCUUGACCAGGGACUCAUUGUGGGGCCGGUGCCCCAGAUCCGCGGCCGUUGCUGGCAGCGCGCGGCGCGGCGCAGCUUUUUCUCCCGCGACAACACCGAGAACUUCAUCACAUUCUGCCGAGAGCUCGGUGUGCAUGAGAACUUGCUCUUUGAAAGCGAUGAUCUUGUACUGCACAACCAGCCGCGACAGGUAAUCCUAUGCUUGCUGGAGGUGGCUCGCCUCGCCACCAAGUUCAAUGUGGAGCCGCCAGGCCUGGUGCAGUUGGAGAAGGAAAUCGCGCUGGAGGAACGGGACUCGGGGUUGGACUCCGCCAUGUCAGCCACUGCUUGGCAGUUCAGGGACUCUUCACCACCACCGCGCGAUGAAAAAUCUGCCAAUGAAAUACCGCCAAAAACACCAGAUCCAGACUCACAACUGUCGGCGGUGGACAACGCAGACGCAGAGAGCACCAAAUCGGAGGGGACUGUCGCCAGCACUGACUCCGACGUGCCUCUCAAACCCACCAAUGAACUUGACAAGAGGGUACAGUUGGUGACUCGGCUGAUGGAGCGCGGCUGUAGCUGCAGCUCGGGCAAGUGCUCUAAGCUGCUGAAGGUGAAGAAAGUUGGAGAAGGUCGAUACAACAUCGCUGGGCGAAAUGUUUUCAUCAGGCUGCUGAAGGGUCGCCACAUGAUGGUCCGCGUGGGCGGUGGCUGGGACACGCUGGAGCACUUCCUGUCGCGCCACGAGCCUUGCCAGGUGCGGCUGGUGACGCAGGGCCGCCGCGACGUACUGCCCGUGCCCCUGGACGAGCCCACCGCGCCCGCACUCUCACCCGCCAGCAGUAGAGCCUCGCUCACCAAGGAGUGUUCAGUAGCCGGCACCGUCUCACCCGUCGAUAGCAAAGCUUCCUCCAUCAGCGGCAAGACGUCUCCCGUGGAGCUCCGCAGUGGCCGCUCCACGCGUGCUUCCAGUAAAGCCAGCAGUGGCAAGAGCUCCCCACUGCCAGACUCGCGCCGCACCUCCACGCCUGUCAAACCGACCUCUGCCAGGAGCUUGCGCUCCGCUUUGACUCUUCCCCUGCGCGCCGACUCAGUAGACGGGCGCUCCCCCAAGUCCCCCGCAGCGCGCAGCAGGAAGCAGUCUGCACCGUCCAGCUUCAGCACCCCCAACACACCAACUGGUAGAUCUGUUAGAACGCCUCCCGUAGAGCACAGGAAAUCACUCACCUCCGCUGCUUUGGCCACCACACCCACCACACCCAAGAAGUCACGUAGUAUGAGUCUGGCACACGUACAGAAGGACGACAAGAGGACAUUUUGUGGUACAGACCGACUUAACCAGGUGAAGAAAACUAGGAGUACCAGCGCAGCGACCACCCCCACCGACACCGCGGCCACCAAGAAGACUCGCAGUCAGAGUCUCGCUUCCACUCCCGUAAACGAGCCCAAGAAAACAUUUAACGGGACCAAUGGCUAUGCUAAAAAGACUAGGAGUAUGAGUUUGGCGACUCCUGUCGACUUCAAACCACUGAACAAAAGUAUUUCUGUGAAUGGAGCGAUGACUCAGGCCGCCAUCGAGGAGAGUAUCAGACUGUCACUAGCGGCCACCAUCGCCGACGACACCUCCUCCAAGAAACCGUUUUUGCACAUAAAAGCCAAAUACAGAAGUCCCCCGCCACGGGAGGUGCCGCCCAGAUAAUAAAUAGACGCGUCAAUUAUUCAUUCCACUAGUUUUAAAGUUUGACACACUAAGCUAAGGCAUCGGUAUUAAAGUUCAAUUAGUUUUGGUAAUGUAAGCAUUAUUUAGAUCUCUUUACUGAGCAAUCUCGUGUUAAUCAUCUCGUUAGUAAGUAGUCGCUGUAAUGUAAGUGACACGUUCAUGCACUCCAUCUGUACGGGAGAACUAGUCAUAAUGAAUUUGUUAUUGUAAUUAUAAUGUACGCUACGAUAAGUUUACUUUAAUGAUAUUUUCCAAUUGCAAUAAUUACUGCUAAUCUGAUUAUUCUUUGUGUUUCGAAUCUUUAUUAUUUCUGAGAACUAUUUUAGUUUUAUUUUCUUUACGUGUGUGUGAUAAUAAUUUUAUAAUUUCGCAUUUUUUCAUUUGACAAUAAAGUAAGUGAUUAUGUAGAAUUUGUUUUUGAAAUUGUGUUUAUUUUAUUUUGAUGAUUGUUUGGAUUCAGUGAUGCACAGUAAUCGAUGUAUUUUGUAGUUAGGAUAGCAACACACGAUUGUGGCCUCACGCGCAUGCGACUCCACGGUACAAAUAUUGUUGUAUAAUCCACACAAGGUAUAUUUUCAUAUGAAUCGAUAGAGGAUAUUUUUGCACUGACGAUAGGUAUACACGCACUAGAUGGACACUACCGAGUCCUGCGACACUAAACAUAAGUCACUGUGUUCAUUAUCAUUACUGUACGAGUACGGCGAUAGUGAUAGUCUUAGGAGUCAAGACAGAUUUAGUAGUCGUUCAAUUUACUAUUAAAAAUUCGCUUUUUGAAGUUGUAGAAGUUAACCAAACCUUCCCUACUUGUAAAUUAAGAGAGAAUGUUUGAAGCCCGUGAACCGUACACUAAGAUAUUAUAGGGUAUAGCAUCCUCGAUGGUCUUCCAAGUUAUGCUGUGUCCGUGGAACUAAUUAUCAAAAUAUCAAAUAUGUUGUAAGUACGUGUACGUCAAGCGAGAGCGAAUGUAAUAUUUGAUGAUAUAGAUACAGCAUAACUACAAUAUAUUAAUGGUCCAUACAGAGUACGAAACGUACGGGAAAACAUGAGACAAAGGUAACAUACACCUACCUUGCCGCGGCCCUUCUCGAAUAAUUUAUCUACUAUCACGAUAAAGUGAUCCAUUUUAUUAGUCCUAUUGACAGUAUCUAGUGUAGCUUUAGACUUGGUGAGAAUAAUAUAAUAACCUGAGCUUAGCAUUAUACUAUACAGAGUGAUAUACAUGUAACUGCCGACCUACCUAUCUGCAAUACUGUGCCAACGUUUAAUUAUGUAUGGUUGAUAAUAAACUUUUUGAUAUUCAAUUAA
Messenger RNA from Spodoptera litura, 4704 nucleotides. RefSeq names its product growth arrest-specific protein 2 (gene gas2). Gene Ontology annotation, cellular component: actin filament. The record is from RefSeq and is a predicted model, not a curated record. Gene Ontology annotation, molecular function: actin filament binding; cytoskeletal adaptor activity; microtubule binding. NCBI's taxonomy places the organism in Eukaryota, Metazoa, Arthropoda, Insecta, Lepidoptera, Noctuidae. Gene Ontology annotation, biological process: actin crosslink formation.